AUGUUUGUGAAAUCGAAUGUCAUCAUACCCGCGUUGGUCAUAAACUGCAUUGCACGUGCAACAAUUGUAGCUGGUUCACAAGCUGUAGUAGCAACUUUCUUUCCGUCUGAGCAUAUCGGAACACUAACUGGUAUCAUGUGGACAGCAGGAGGUGCAAUAACUUUUAUCCAAUAUGCACUUGUCCUUUUAACGGAUGAUAUAUGUAAAAUUGGUGUAUUUAUUCCACUAGGCUUGGGUGAUUGUGCUAGUACUGGUAGUGAUUAUGUCUUGCCAUUUAGUGCAAAUAUGGCUUAA
This is a messenger RNA of Adineta ricciae, 294 nucleotides long. The record is from the annotation of a GenBank genome assembly. NCBI's taxonomy places the organism in Eukaryota, Metazoa, Rotifera, Eurotatoria, Adinetida, Adinetidae.